GUUGUGUUGGACGACAGCAAAGUUGAGGGCAUUACGCGCGCCUUCGUCAUUCGGAUCUAAAUCUCGAAAACCCCCUACCAUCGAGGCUCCUGACCCGACGGUGAAAACCGCUACCAGAACAGGGAGGACAAUCUUCCACAACAUGUUUGUGUCACUACGCUCUCAACGCUAAUAAUAAAACAACAACGGCUCGACGUCGCCUCCCUGUUAUAUAAAGAACGACGUCACGGCUGUUGCAGUGGCACAUCUCGCGGCCAAUCACACCAUUGUGUUCGCGCUCCUCACAGACACUUCAGGACUUCGGUUCAGCAGGAAGUUGGCGGUGUAUUUGUUUUGCACACCGCUGAAUCCCGUCGUAGCCGCUCUGAUUUGUAGACUUUCCAAUAUUUUCGGAAGGUACACCUGAAAAGGAGACAAACAAGGUCUAAAAAAACCCACCUGUGCGCGCUCACCUUUUGGAAUUGCACAAUGCAGAGACUGCAUCUUUUGAAGGGAGCUUUCUGUGGCUUGAAUGCCUUCCAACAGCAGCUCCUGAUUGGCUCAGCUGUGGCAGCAGGGGGUAUACUUUUGCACAUGGUGCUAAAGAGAAGACAAGUCAAAAGUAUUCCUCUUGGUGAAGGCUGGUGGGGAGCAGGAAACAAGCCACUGUCAGAGGAUGAUAAAAUCUAUCCCUUCAAAGUGCAAACCUCAGAUGAAGAGAUUGCGGACCUUCAUGAGCGCAUUGACAGAACCCGCUACACCGAUCCUUUAGAAGACAGCUGCUUCCAGUAUGGCUUCAAUUCCACGUAUCUCAAGACAGUGGUUUCCUAUUGGAGACACACGUUUGACUGGAAAAAGCAGGUGGAAGUACUUAACCAGUAUCCACACUUCAAAACUAAAAUAGAAGGAUUGGAUGUGCACUAUGUCCACGUGCGACCACCACACCGUGAGAAUCAGAAGGUUGUGCCUCUGAUGCUGGUUCACGGCUGGCCUG
Molecule: messenger RNA, 973 nt
Organism: Anarrhichthys ocellatus (wolf-eel)
Lineage: Eukaryota; Metazoa; Chordata; Actinopteri; Perciformes; Anarhichadidae
Product: epoxide hydrolase 1-like
Exons: 5
Biological process (GO): epoxide metabolic process; arachidonate metabolic process
Molecular function (GO): epoxide hydrolase activity
Source: RefSeq, a predicted model, not a curated record